Molecule: messenger RNA, 1582 nt
Organism: Austrofundulus limnaeus
Lineage: Eukaryota; Metazoa; Chordata; Actinopteri; Cyprinodontiformes; Rivulidae
Gene: acer1
Product: alkaline ceramidase 1
Exons: 7
Coding region: 70-897 (275 amino acids)
Biological process (GO): ceramide catabolic process; sphingosine biosynthetic process
Cellular component (GO): membrane; endoplasmic reticulum
Molecular function (GO): N-acylsphingosine amidohydrolase activity
Source: RefSeq, a predicted model, not a curated record
UUCAACCACCUGGAGUUGGAGCAGCAGYUCCUGAGUUCUGACUGGAGGCUGAGCCACGACCGCAACAGCAUGGGAGGUGUUUAUUCCAGUAAGAGGAUUGCAGACUUUUUUGCCUAUGAGAGCUCAGAACUCGACUGGUGUGAAGACAACUACAAACACUCGGAACAUGUGGUGGAGUAUUUUAACACAAUAAGCAACUUUUUUUUCUUCAUCAUUUCUCCCAUCAUGCUCUACCUGAUGCAUCCUUACGCCAAAGAGAGGAGCCUGUCAAUCCACACGGUCUGGAUCAUGAUGAUUUUUGUAGGGCUUUUCUCUGCAUAUUUUCACAUGACUCUUAGCUUCGUUGGUCAGAUGUUGGAUGAGCUCUCCAUCCUGUGGGUGUUGGCUGCUGGAUAUGCUGUUUGGUUCCCUCGUAAACUAUUUCCCUCGUUUAUAAAAGACAGGUCCACAUUUUCCAAACUGGUCCUGCUGAUAACCAUUGUCACCACGAUGUUGUCCUUCCUCAAACCCACAGUCAACGCCUACGUCUUAAACUGUUUCGGCAUCCACCUUUUUUACAUGGUAGCUGUGGAGAUGAGAAGCUGCACAGAUCAGAAGGUUCUGCGUCUCGCCAAGCUGUCGAUGUCUCUGUGGGCACUCGCCGUCUCCUGCUGGAUUAGUGACCGAUUUGGCUGCAGCUUCUGGCAACGACUGAACUUCUGCUACCUGCACGGGAUCUGGCACAUUCUGAUUGUGAUGGCUGUAGCCUAUCUCAGCACACUGAUAGCUUACCUGGAUGCCAGUUAUGAGAUCCCUUACUCUUUGCCUGGCCUGCAGUACUGGCCCUGUGAUAAGUGGGCUGUUGGAUUUCCUCACAUUGUCUUGAAACGAAUGCCCAAGACCCAAAAACGGUGCUGACAAAUCGUUUUUUAUUACUCGGGCUGAUCAGGUGUACUUGUUGAUUCUGCUAGAAAGGAUCUCAUCUUCAUUUGCACUGAUGUACAGACGUACAAAAGAGAUUUAGAAAAAAAUGUAAUUUAAAAGAGAUUUUAUAGAUUUGCACCUGUUUUGUAUAAGCAAUAUAAAARAGAGUUUAUAGCCUCCAUACAAAUGAUUGUGGAUGCAAAUGAUUUGAUUUAGAAGAAAGCUUUACAAAAAAACUUUCAAAUCAGUGGGAUUUCUCUGAAAUUAGGAGGACUUUUUGAAACAACAAGCACGCUCCAAGGAACUGGAAUGACAGSUUGAAUCAGCAAUCGAUGUGUCAAAUACCUUUUGAGUAGGAAGGUCAAAAAGCUUAGUCAGCAGAGGAACUGGUGGAUGAUGUUUCGCUUUGUUUUUACGCAAAUUUUACACCAAAACAAGCCCAAGAAUCUCAUGAUGCAUUUGUUUUAAUAUAAAUUAACCAGUUCCAAUCGAAACAUAAGACGUGUUUAAUAAACAUGUGGUCAUCCUGAUGAGAUUUUAUUGUACAGAAGAACUGCAUGUUACGUUACUUUGACUUAUUUUUAUGUUAUUUUAUAAAUUACAUGAGAAAGUCCUUUCUAAGUGGUUUUAAAAAAAUCACAAUGUUGCUGACUGAAAUCAUUGAUGACAAGCUGACAUG